CCCAUCCACUUUCAUCUUCUGCCAUUAUUCAACUGGGAUCCAACAAUGUCCAGUGAGCAGACUGCCAUUAGGCAAUCGUGUUCUGCCGAACAAGUGCUAUCAAAGUGGUCUUUGCCAGCUGUGACUAUGGGAUAUCCAGGUUCGUGCAUUGCUGUCACAACACUUUUGUUACACAAACUCUUGCCAAAGGUCGUGCAGGCCCGGGCUUCGGGGCUAGUUGAGAAGAAUUGUUGUGACAUUGACAUGUUGCCAAACCAAACUUAUCUAGGUACAUCCAAGCCGCUCGCCGCUCUUCCGAACGGUGAUCCUUCUUAUGGUAGCGUCUUGUCAUAUUUGCCUGGUCAAUGGCUAUCUGCCUGUACCUUUCCUGGUGAAUCACACCCCAUUCCAGUCCACGCAAAUGGCGAUUACGUCGGUUGUUCCGAGCCGGAGAACGAUAUCUUCGAACGACAGUUAAUGGUGGGAUUGGCAAGGUUUCUCAAUCGGUGCAAUGGGUUCCAUCCUUCGUAGGUCUGGAUUGUGACUGACUAUAAAGUUCCCUUCAAACUUUUCGGCCCACUUCAGAGUGGCCAUUCUUAUCAGUGCUGCUUCUCGGGUCUGUUUGCUUUUGGCUUCGUUGUUAUCGCCUCAGGCAUCAGAUCUCAGACCGCAGGUUUUAAAUAUUGUUAUGCACUCUCAUGACUCGUCAUGUUUUGAAGAGAUACGUGAAUCACGAUUAUGUCACGUGCGAGUGGGUC
Messenger RNA from Suillus clintonianus, 737 nucleotides. RefSeq lists its product as uncharacterized. Bases 46 to 510 code for a protein of 154 amino acids. The record is from RefSeq and is a predicted model, not a curated record. Lineage: Eukaryota; Fungi; Basidiomycota; Agaricomycetes; Boletales; Suillaceae. The transcript is spliced from 6 exons.